CUGUCUGCCUUUGGAAACUUUCAAGUCAACGCCUUCACUUUUUCUCCACACUGCAAUGGCUUUGCAGUUCCCUUCUCCUUCUUCCUCCAACCAACCAUGGCGGCUGCCGGAAACCCUCCUCCUCCUCCUGCUCCUUUCCGCCGGAGUAACCUCCAGAGAACUUUUGAAGAAUUCAGAUUUUGAAUCUCCGCCGUCAAACCUGCCGGAGAAUUCAAACAAAACAUCAGUGAAACUGAACGAAAACAGCACAAUUCCAGGAUGGACAUUUCAGGGGACGGGCGAGUACAUAACAGUAAGCCAAAACAUUUCAUUGCCAGAAAAAGGACAUGCUAUUUUGUUGGGUGAAGAUGGAAGAAUCAACCAGACCUUCAUAGCCGAUGUAGACUUUUUGAAUUACCUGCUGACCUUCGCACUGGCUCCUGGCGGUCAGAAUUGUUCAUCUACAGCUCCAUUGCUAGUCUCUGCUCCAGAUAGUGAUGCGAUGUUUACCUUUAGCCAGCAUUAUGGGAAGGAGCCAUGGGAGGUCCAUGGCGUUUUUCUGGGUAGCUGGGGAGAUGAAGAGCCUGUAAACCUGCAAAUUGGAAGCCAAGCUAAUGACUCUACUCCAGCCUGUUGGCCUGUAAUUGACUCACUUCAUAUCAAGACAAUGGGUAUAGUGAUGCCAGAUAGUGGAAACUUAGUAGUCAAUGGAGGAUUCGAAUUCGGCCCGGAUUUUCUCGAAAGCGUGGAAGGAGGAGUUCUACUGGAUUCAGUUCCUACUCCUCUCUUUUCACCACUAGCACAGUGGGCUAUAAUGGGGACAGUCAGAUACAUAAAUUCAAAACACUUCUUUGUUCCACAAGGUAAUGCUGCAGUAGAGCUGAUAUCUGGAGCUUCAUCAGGAGUUCAAGCAGCAGUGAAACUCCAGGCAGGUUCAUAUACCUUGAAUUUCACGCUUGGCGACGCUAACGAUUCAUGCGAAGCUAAAUUUCUUGUCGGAGUACAAGCUGGAUCGGGGUCACAGAAUUUCACGUUGGAGAGCAACGGAACAGGUUCGGCUGUAAAAUUCUCCAUGCCAUUCAAUGCAGCUCCUGAUGAUAAUACAAUCACUUUCCUUAGCUACACUACAUCCAAAACAAAAGAUGGGGACUUCUGUGGUCCAGUCAUAGAUGAUGUAUUUUUGCGUGCUUCUCAUGGGCUCAGAAUUUUAAUGCCCUGGAAGACCUUGAUUCCUCUGCGUUUGAUUACAAUUCUCUUUUUGCUCUGA
This is a messenger RNA of Cucurbita moschata (crookneck pumpkin), 1246 nucleotides long. RefSeq lists its product as uncharacterized. Lineage: Eukaryota; Viridiplantae; Streptophyta; Magnoliopsida; Cucurbitales; Cucurbitaceae. Bases 56 to 1246 code for a protein of 396 amino acids. The record is from RefSeq and is a predicted model, not a curated record. The transcript has 3 exons.